UGCCACGACAACCCCCACAUACCAUAGCCUGAAGGAGAGGCAGUUUCCCUAGGAAGAGUGUGUUCUAGUGAGAGAGCAAGUGCGUAGGCGGUGUUAGUGAGUGUAUGUAUGUUUGUGGAAUGAAUGAAUGUCACUGGAAGUGUGAUUGCAUGUGUUUGUAUUGUCAUUAGGGGGUGCAUGUGAAAAGUGUGAAUCUACUUGUGUGCAGUGUGUAGGCUACUGUUAUUUAUUUGUGUGUAGUGUGAGAAUGUCAUUGCAGCCUUCUGUAUCAAUGUCAAUGUGAAGUGUUUGUGGGAAAGAUACAAGUCGAAAGUGUUGUAUGCAAGUGCAUGUGUACAUGUGAAAUAGGAGAAAGGAAAGUUGACAUUCGUGCGAGUGAGCGUGUGAGCGCAGCGCAGGGUUAGUCAGCAAAGGUCGACGUGUCACCAGGGUUAAAGGUCAUCUGUCGAAGAUGCUCCAGCCGCAGCUCCAGCUGUGCAAGGUCACCAAUGCGCUGUUCAUCAGCAACGCGCGCUCGGCCUGCACUGACGACCUCAUCCAGCAGGAGGCAGUGACGCUGUGCAUCAACGUGUCCAAGCAGCAGCCCUUCCCCGAGGCGUCACGCAUCACUGCGCUGCGUGUGCCCGUCUACGACGACCCCACUGAGGACCUGUACCGCUACUUCGACAGCUGUGCCGACGCUAUCCGGGACGAGGCAUCCAAGGGAGGCCACACCGUCGUCUAUUGCAAGAACGGCCGCAGCCGCUCUGCCACCAUCUGCGUGGCGUACCUCAUGAAGUACCGCAAGCUCUCAUUGGCUGACGCGUUUACGAAAGUGAGGACUUCUCGCUCAGUGGUGGACCCCAACUCGGGAUUCUGGGCCCAGCUGGAAAGAUAUGAGCAAGAGCUGAAAAAGAGGCGGGGGGAGGUGGACAACGCCCCAACCUAACGUUGUGCCAUAUUCCUCGCCCUCUAGGACCCUGCAGCUCUCCACCCUAAGCCGACAGUCCUGAAACUCUUUGGGCCGGUUUCCCGGACACAGAUUAAGCCUAGUCCUAGACUAAAAACCAUGGUCAAUAGAGAAUCUCCAUUUUAUAUCCAGGACUAGGUUUAAUGAUACAUGAGUUUUAUAGGUAGCUUAGUGGCUAAGAGUGUUUUGCCAGUAACCGAAAGGUUGCUGGUUCUAAUCCCCGAGCCGACUAGGUGAAAAAACUGUUG
Molecule: messenger RNA, 1197 nt
Organism: Coregonus clupeaformis (lake whitefish)
Lineage: Eukaryota; Metazoa; Chordata; Actinopteri; Salmoniformes; Salmonidae
Gene: dusp28
Product: dual specificity phosphatase 28
Exons: 2
Coding region: 452-928 (158 amino acids)
Biological process (GO): protein dephosphorylation
Cellular component (GO): cytoplasm
Molecular function (GO): MAP kinase tyrosine/serine/threonine phosphatase activity
Source: RefSeq, a predicted model, not a curated record